Ilex paraguariensis (yerba mate) is the source of this 2070-nucleotide messenger RNA. The record is from the annotation of a GenBank genome assembly. Lineage: Eukaryota; Viridiplantae; Streptophyta; Magnoliopsida; Aquifoliales; Aquifoliaceae.
ACAGUCUCACACGCUUAGCUUCCCUCUCUCUCUCUCUCUCCCAUCGUCAUAACAUAAAGGUACAAACGAGCCAAGGCUUGUUUGUUCUCUGGUGUGUGCUCUCUUUGAAGCUUUCACAAGAACUUUCUCACUCAGACACCCAUCAAACAGGUAGGACUUGGAAUGGGGAAGAAGCUUGAUGCCCUGCUGGGAAGAACCUUCAAGACCUCCAAAUUUAGAGCCACUGUCAAUCUCGCCAUUUCUCGGCUCGCCGUCCUAAAACACCAGCGCCAAGCACGGUUCUCCCUUGCCCGGUCUGAUGUUGUUCAAAUCCUCAACCUCGGCCACCAUGAAAGAGCUCUUCUACGGGUAGUUUUCUUAACCCUUAACCAGUUAUAUUGUUAAACAACCAUUACCUCAUUUACGCCCUUGAAUUGUUAGAGAAGAUGUAUGUAUCAAAUAUUUAUACUUCAAUACGUCCACAGUCAAACCGUGCAAUUUUUUUAAUUAUCAAGGUGGUGGCAUGAUUCAAAUGCAAUAAGAGAACACGUAACAAUAAUGUUUCUAUUUUUAAUACAGAUAUAUAUACAAAGACUUUUCAGUGGUUUUUAUUCAUUGUUGUGUUUGAAAUGAUCGUUUUUGACAGGUUGAACAAGUGAUCAAGGAGCAGAACAUGUUAGCUGUAUUUGAAUUGAUAGAAGGCUAUUGUGUUCUGGUGGUAGAUAGGGUGAAUCUUGUAGAGCACGAAAAGGUUUGUCCUGAUGAAUUGAAGGAGGCAGUAUCAAGCUUGAUUUAUGCAGCCACUAGAUGUGGGGAUCUCCCAGAGCUUCAAGAGAUUCGCACUGUUUUCACUUCUCGAUUUGGGAAGGAAUUCGUGACCCGUGCUGUUGAAUUACGCAACAAUUGUGGAGUGAGUCAUAAGAUGAUACAAAAGCUGUCAACAAGAACACCAAGCUUGGAGAACAGAUUGAAGGUGCUUAAGGAAAUUGCUUCUGAGAACAACAUUGUUCUUCAAAUUGAGGAAUUUUCUUCAGAAACAACAGAGGUGCUGGAGAAAUCAGACGCGGAACAGAAGCAGGAUCAGCCCAAACCAGAUCCACCAGCUCAUUCUAGCAGUCCUAAGCUUGAAGAUAAUAUGCCAAUAUGGCCUGAGGAGAGUGUGAGUGUGGAUGGUUUCUCUAAUUCAAUGGACACAAGGAGAAAGUACAGGGAUGUAGCUGAUGCAGCUCAAGCAGCAUUUGAAUCUGCAGCUUAUGCAGCCGCAGCCGCUAGAGCAGCUGUGGAACUCUCUCGGUCUGAGUCACAUGAUCCCGAUGAUCCCAAUAGCCCCAAUAUGCAACAAAGAAAAGUAGCUGGCAUUGCUAUGAAACCUAAACUUCAAACUGGUGAGGAAGAUGAGUCGAGAAUUGAGAACUUGAAUAUUGGAUUACCAUCUGAAAAAGUCCACCCAAUUCAUAACUAUCUUUCUGAAUCUGAAGAUGCUGAAACGUGGAUUGGAACUAAGUCAGGAAAAUCCAUACAGGCUAAAAAUGAAGCAGAGCUCAACAGAUCAGUGUCUUCUUCAAGUUCAGAUUCAGCUGAUAACGCGUUUAAGGGGACUAAAUUUCCUUCAUACUUUGAGGAUCAGAGCAAGCCCUUUGGGACUGGAAUAGAUUUUGAUGGAAGUGAUGAUGAGAUCAAUACAGUUGAGCAUGAAGAACUCUCAGAAAGGAGUGGUGCAAAGGACUACUACACUUCUCACAACCACUUCCCUCUAAGUUCUCAAGCUGGCCUGGAGGAAAAAUCAGGGCCUGGGAACCCCAAACCACAUUUUGCUGAAGGGUCCAGGACCAGGGCACACAGUGCACAGCGUUUGAAUGCAGAGAACAUACCAAUCUCUGUUAGAACCAGGCGAGGACUGGGACGGUAACAAGGAUAUAAAGCAGAGGGAUGUCUUCUUAAGUUUUGUGAGUUUCAGUGUUGUUAUAUGCUGAGUCUGGAUUUUAGUUUUAUUUGUUUAUUUUUUCAAUUAAUAUUCUGUGAGAAUGUGACAUUAUAUAAUGUAAUUGGAUGGUGAGUGAUCUUAAUCUUUUAUGUAGAGCAAAAAUUAUU